Callorhinchus milii (elephant shark) is the source of this 1716-nucleotide messenger RNA. It is a transcript of the gene pemt, whose product is annotated as phosphatidylethanolamine N-methyltransferase. Gene Ontology annotation, molecular function: phosphatidylethanolamine N-methyltransferase activity. The record is from RefSeq and is a predicted model, not a curated record. Gene Ontology annotation, biological process: phosphatidylcholine biosynthetic process. NCBI's taxonomy places the organism in Eukaryota, Metazoa, Chordata, Chondrichthyes, Chimaeriformes, Callorhinchidae.
GUAGCUCGGUGGGAAUACAGGACCAGAUCUCUGUCGAGGCUGUUCAGCUCUUCUGUCACUGCAUGUUGCUGUCUGGCAGCUGUCAUUUUACUGCUGAACAUGUACAGAAGUCAUAGUUUUGCUGAAGCGAUGAAGAUUCAGCCAAAACUUGAGGCACUUGACAAUGCUGGGGCUUUUUAUGUCGGUCUUGGAUUCCUGCUUCUCGGCACUGUCUUUGUCAUAAGCAGCUUUUUUGCAUUGGGAUUUUUCGGCACAUUUUUAGGAGACUAUUUUGGGAUCUUGAUGGAGGCCAAGGUAACAGCUUUUCCUUUUAAUAUAAUGGAAAACCCGAUGUAUUGGGGGAGCACACUAAACUACUUCGGCUGGGCUCUCAUGCACGCAAGUCCUGCUGGAUUGGUCCUGACGGUUUGGGUGGCUGCAGUCUACAAGAUUGCUAUUAUGAUUGAAGGGCCAUUCACAGAAGAAAUCUAUCGUCAGAAAGAGAAAACUGUGAAGAUCAAGUGAAUGGGUAGUGGACAUUGACAAGAGGACACUUUCUAGACUGCUAUAUUUCCUUCAAUUUGGUAUUCGUCUGUCAUUUGGUAUUGAUUUUUUGUUGCACACUAUUUGAUGCUCCACAAUGUAUGAUCUAAUUUUCAGGGAACAAUAAGCUUUAGUAUCUACCACUACUCUAUACAGAUGUUAACUUGUGUCAUUAUUCAACACACUAUUGAUUGUUUUGAGUAUUGAUCAUGUAAUUAUUUUCCAACUUGUAACUGAAUGAGUCGCAGAAAUGAUGAUGUGGACUUUAAUAUACUUUAGUAGACACCGCCUGCUUCCUGAAAAAAUAGUGAUUGUGUUGCAACUACAGAAGAGAUCGAACCAGCUUUUAGUCUAUCCUGAGACCUACAUGGUCACUGAAUCAAAAAUGCCACAAAAUCAAUAAGAUUGGUCAUUGCAUUUUGUUAUUCCACUGAUAAAUUGAUAAGAUCUUUGCUGGGUGCAAAGGUUAAUGAUCUGCUAUUGAUUCCUCCUGAAGCUUGUGUAACUGAUGGCAAUAUAAAGCAUUGAGGCUACCCUGUUCUUUCCUUGGUUUGGAACAGUUACUUGCCAAUUCCACUAACAGUGCGUCCAUGCUUCAGUUUAACAAAGAUGCUAAAAAAUUGAUGAAAGUUCUGAUGAAAGAUCCAACUCGAAACUUGAAGGAGCCUUUCCCUCUUUGAUGCAGUUUCAACUGCUGACAGUAUCCAGUGUUUUCUGGUUUUAUUUCUUCAUUUCCACUGCAUUCUCCGUUUGUUUUCAAUCAACACAACAUGACGCUUGAAUAUUUUAUGCAGCUGAGCUUUUGAUCUUUAACUUGCAAGUGGAAUCAUUGAAAGUUUACAGCACAGAGGGAUACCAUUGACACCGUUGUGUCUACACCGCUGCAAGCUCCCCUACUGUAGCUGUCUGCUCCUAUCCUUUCCCCCGCUAUUUCUCUAUAACUAUCAAUGAUGUGCUAUUAGGUGAAGCAAACCUGCAGUAUUUUGUUUCAGACUGGUCUAAGAGUAUUGAUAUGGUGUAGGUGAAUGUGGUCUUGUACAUGAGAGCAUAUGCCAAGGUAUAAAUAAUCAAGUUGUGAAAUGCUCGUGAACAACUCUUAUGAAAUUCAGUAGCCAAUUGCACAGACACAAGAGUUAUUGACAUUGUUCAUAGAAAGCUUCCAAUCAACAUUAAAUUAUCAAAUUUGAUAUCACA